Molecule: messenger RNA, 1275 nt
Organism: Umbelopsis ramanniana AG
Lineage: Eukaryota; Fungi; Mucoromycota; Umbelopsidomycetes; Umbelopsidales; Umbelopsidaceae
Exons: 2
Coding region: 222-803 (193 amino acids)
Source: RefSeq, a predicted model, not a curated record
GAGCGCUGAAUUUUGCGUAUUUCACACAUGACUACACUAAGAGGAUAAUCAAUGCACCGUCUGUAAGGUGAUGUGGUCCAGUGGCAACAAGCUUAGCGGUACCAUUGUCGUCCCUUGUUACCAUGACGUGCAAAUGGGUCAAAAUUUUAUUAAAAUGGGAAAAAGCGUGAGCCCGACGUUUCGGGCAAUUUUACUUUUUCACUCUCCUUGGCAAGAUUAGCAUGACCAAGAAGUCCAAACUUGAAUCUGGAGACCACGAUCCCAGAGAAGUAGUCGACCCACCGCCUCCGUACCUGGCACCAGAACCCUCUAACCAAGCCACGCUAUACGAGAACCCUUACCCGACUGUUCCGGAAGAGCUUCCUGAACCCUCCGCUCCGCCUGCGCAAGAAACCGCCAUUUAUAUUCAAGACUACAAUGACCUUCCUCCCAGUUUACCCGUCCUGCAGACCAACUCCCGACAUGACGUUGUCCGUCACGGUGGAAUGAGAGGUCACUAUGGAGAGCGUCAGGCUUUGCUCGAUGACCGAGCUGAAGUAUACUAUCGUUAUCAAGGAUUCCCCUCUGCAGCGCUGAUAUUUCUAUUAGGAUGGCUGUGCCCUCCUCUGUGGCUCAUAGGCGCUUGCUGCUGUAUCAAUAGUCGCAAUCCAUUUAAUGUGUGGUGGGCCCGAGCCUGUCUGGUCAUGUUUUGUUUCACAGUCAUUUCCGCUGUUAUCGCUGGCAGUAUCGUUGUCACCGUUGGUCCGGAAACUUGGCGCAUUCGGAUAGCAUUCUGGUUUGAAAAGAUCAAUAACCUGAAAUAGCUUUUGUACUUUUACUUCUCUUAUUUUUCUAAUAUAACUUUUGUCCCUUUCAUCACAUGUAAAUUGGUGCAAUUAUAUGAGCUGAGCAAAUGGUGCGUGGUUACGACAAGGAACAUGGCUAGCAGUAUCGACGUUAUCUCAUUUGGCUCCAGGAGUAAUUACCAUUGUUGUCUUCUCCGAACUCACCCUACUUUCUUGGAAGUGGAACUUCAAAUCAUGCAUCUAGCAGCAUAGCCCUCUCCCUUGGUGUUUCAGUCUGACCUCAUCCAUCUGGAUGUCUUGUAUAUGCAUCUAAUGGAAACAGUAUAGCCGUGUCAUCAUCAAUGGAAGGAAGCAAUUCUGGCUUGAUAGAAAAUAUGUUUCAUUCGUGAAGCCGUCAGGCAAGAAAGAGCAGCAGCGACAUAAUUUAUAAUCAAGGGUGAUUGGAUGGGAGGUUUUGGGCGGCGUGCAGCCAUUUCCCGCUGGCUGAGAA